Molecule: messenger RNA, 828 nt
Organism: Aspergillus pseudonomiae
Lineage: Eukaryota; Fungi; Ascomycota; Eurotiomycetes; Eurotiales; Aspergillaceae
Product: alpha/beta hydrolase
Exons: 2
Coding region: 1-828 (275 amino acids)
Source: RefSeq, a predicted model, not a curated record
AUGAAGCCCGCUAUUGUCAUCUGCCAUGGCUCUUAUCACAGCCCCGCCCCGUAUGAGCCCUUCAUGGAGCAGCUCCGAGCCAAAGGAUUCGAAACCUACUGCCCUUUCCGGCCAACGUGCGAUCUCAGCAAGCUCAACGUGGGGGAUGUAAACCAUCCGGACUUCGACCUGGAGCCUCCAGCAGAGGGCUACCCUACCGAUACCGACGAUGUCAAUGUCGUUGUCGAACUGCUAGACAAGCUAGUGAACCAGGAGGGGAAACUCGUCCUGUUAGUGGCACAUUCCUCCGGUGGCUGGGUUGCGACCCAGGCAGCCGUCCCAGAACUGCAAGCCACGUCUCGGGAGAGCGAGGGCAAGAAAGGGGGCCUGAUUGGUAUCUUCUACAUGGGUGCUUUCGUUGUGCCCGUCGGCGAGUCCAUUCAUAGUUUUUUCCAGCCGAAAGACGGCACGGUUUUCACUCCACCGUUUAUGAAAUUCCACAAACACGGCGUCAAGGGCCUUGGAACCCCGGUCGAUGCCCCUCGCUUUUUCUUCAAUGGUCUGGAUGCUGAGUCCGCGGAAAAAUGGACAGCUACUCUCACUGCGUCCCCCGUCAAUACUGACAGGCUUACGAACGAUGCCUACUCUGCCCUGCCAUGUGCAUACCUGGUGCUGGAGCAUGACUUGACUCUGCCCAAGGAGUAUCAGGAAGGCAUGAUCGCGCUUCAGACACUGGCGGGCAACCGGUUUACAAUUUAUCACGCGCCAUCCGGACACUCGCCUCAUUUGGCAUGGACGGAGGAGCUUGUUGAUAAAGUGGCCGAAUUUACGAAUCAAAUCCUUGCGUAA